Messenger RNA from Drosophila eugracilis, 2487 nucleotides. RefSeq names its product resistance to inhibitors of cholinesterase protein 3 (gene RIC-3). The record is from RefSeq and is a predicted model, not a curated record. The transcript is spliced from 12 exons. The coding region runs from base 353 to 1876 and encodes 507 amino acids. Gene Ontology annotation, biological process: protein localization to cell surface; synaptic transmission, cholinergic. NCBI's taxonomy places the organism in Eukaryota, Metazoa, Arthropoda, Insecta, Diptera, Drosophilidae. Gene Ontology annotation, cellular component: neuron projection; intracellular membrane-bounded organelle; neuronal cell body.
AUCAAUUAUUAUUGCUGCUGCUUUCUGGCAGAGCAAUUUAUAACGACAAAGUUUGAAAUUAGCCGUAAUUAAAUAAGAUAACGAAUAUUUAAAUUACUCAUAUAGUGUUAGUGUUAACCAUUCGAAAAGAUAAUGCUUUAAACGUACAGCCAGCUCCAACCAUUAACCAGCCAACAUGAGCCAAUGUCAAAGUUAACCAACAACGGGAAACACAUCGCAUAGUCAACAGCUCGCAAAGAGCCAUCAACGAACAAAAUCGAUCAGGAAUACAAUAGGAGAGUUGCCUUAAGAACUAGCUUUAAUCACCGCCAAUAGCCAUACAUAUUCGAGAUCCAAAUCGAUACAAUCCAAAAUGCCUGCAGCAGCCACAUCCAAGCCGAGGCCUCCGGCCGUCGAGGAGGGAAUGACGCCCAAGAAGACUGCGUUGAUCAUCGUCACCGUGAUCGGAUGCGUGGCCAUCCUUUGGCCAAAGGUUUUCCACCCCAUGAUGUUUGGAGGUGUUCCACCACCCAAACAAAACUUCAAGGAUCAACGAGCUGCUCCUGGCGGAUGUUGUGAUGUCGUGCUUGACAGGGAGCAGUUUAUGAAUGUCUCCAAGAAGGAAGUUGUCGAGCCUUUUGGGCCGCAUUUGUACCGCAAACAAAUCAAUGUUUAUACGGGCGAAAUAAGUCUGCGCCAGGAGCGUCCAGCCCACCUGCAUCCGGAAUCCAUAUACCAGGCCAUGCGAGAGCGGGGUCGCGCCAUACCCGCCACGCCCACUGUACCGAUUCUGGAACGGAAAAGUUCACCCAGUAAUCCGCCUCCUCGAAUUGUGGACGGACGGCCCGGACCCAUUCCUGGAAUGCGUCCGCCCAUGGGAGCCGGGGCAAUGCAUCAGCCACAGCAGCGUGGCAGUAGUAUGGGAUUUCUGAUGCCACUUUACACAAUCGGAAUCGUGAUCUUCUUCGGCUACACUUUGAUGAAGAUUAUGUUCAAGAAGCAAGUUCCCAAUGAUCCGUACGGACCAGCACCUUCGAAUCCGGCUUUCCGGCAGGAAGUCUUCGGGCAGCAGAACCAUAGUCAAGUGGAGGACUUGGGUGGCAGCAAAUUGGGCUGGCGAGAACAUCAGACAAGAGCUGUCGCCGGAGUGAAGCCACCGGCCACCAAGGACACCGAAAAGGAGCUCUACAACGCCAGCCUGUCGGCAACCGAGGUGGCCAGCAGUUUGUCCACCUCGCUGAAGAAUCACCAGCAGCUGAAGGAGGCCGAGCAGCUGAUGGAGAUCGAGAAGCUGCGCCAGAAGCUCGAGAGCACGGAGCGGGCGAUGGCCCAGCUAGUGGCUGAAAUGAACACCGAUCAGUAUGAGGCAAAGAAAAACGACAACGAAAAAACGAGAGAGCAAGUAGACAAGCAGAACCUUUCCAACGGACAUGCAAACAAAGACCAAAAUCCGGAACAGGAGACAGCGGUAAAGGGAGGCAGGAAACGCCGGGAUCUGAGCGCUGAACGGGAACUAACGGUACUCGGAAUGGAGUUAACAGCCAGUUGCGAGGGCGGCCACAAGUGGUCUGGACGCCCUCCAACGCCUGUUUUCCGAGCGCCAAGCGAACAUUCCAAAUUGGAAGAAAAUUUGCCAGAACCGCAGUCCAUUUACUUGGAAGGCGCUCUGGCACAUGAGUCCCAGAUCCUGGUGGCCGACUCUCAAAUCAAGCGCGAAGAGGUCUACGACUCCGAGCUCAAUGGAUCAGCCGAGGAACCAGCCAUCAUUCUUAGCAGCAGAAUGACAUUGUCAUUGAUUAAUUUGGACGCAAAUCAACAAAAUGGAAAUGCAGGCAAAUCCGCAUUGGAAAGUCCUUUGGCUGACGACAUCGAAAUAAUUGGACACGACGAGCAUUAGACAAAUGUGUACUUAUAUAUAUAUUUUGGCAAUGAUAACGAUUUGAUUCAGACAAAAAUACUAUAUUGCAUGGGCCGAGUGAAAUUUCGUUGCUAAUUUUGUUUAUCGACGAACAUUAUGACUGAUUAACUCGAAACAAAUUUGCCAAUAAUUUGAUAUCUAAUUUGUAUAUAUACAUAUUGUAUGUUUUGAUAUCUUUGUUUUGAUUUAAAAACGCCAAAGUUUUUUUGUCUUCCCUUAAACACAAAAAUCCACUGUCUUUCUGCUCUUAUAAAACUUUUCUCAUUUUCGGUCAAACAUAGUCCUACUUGCAUGUUGGGAAAACCGUUAAACUCUAUUAGGAAAAUGCUGUCUUUAUGAACUGCAUGAUUUUAUGUGAAUACUGUUAGUUGAAACUCAAUGCAAACACUAGUCUACCAUUAAGCUAAGCGCAUAUGUAUUUCAAUCCGCAUCGUCUAUAUUGUGCUCUUUUCGCAUCAAGAACCCCGUAGCUACUUGGCAAGGAAAUUACUCAAACAAAAUCGAUUGCACCUUAUGAUUAAACAACUAAAGUUAGUGCCACAGCGUUUGUGAACCUAGUAUAAUGAAUAAAUUGAAAACCGAACUUGAAA